AUGGCGGACAGACAAUCGAACCCAAGUAGUUCAAGUAGUAGUGAUUCACAUGGCUCUCUCGUUAAUCAAUUAUGCAGACUUGUCAACACAAUAAGACAAGGCAACAAUGAUGGGCACAGACGCGAAAAUGAAAACCAUCCAACGGAAACAACGAGUGCUGCCAUAACUAGAUUAUUCCCUAGUGUGAACGGCAGGAGAAAUACAACAAAUUAUACAAACCCUAUUACACCACAAUUUGUACCAAGCCGGAUGAACGUCCCCAAACAAACGAAACGAAAGAAACCUUAUUCUAAAAAGAGUGAAGCUUCAUCUACUCCUGUUAUGAAAGAUGUGAUUCUUCUUCCAAACCCGAGAAUGAAAACUGUUCCUUGUGGGCGUAAAAGAGAGGAGCUUUAUGCUCGUGGUUUUGUUGCCACAGCUUUUAGUAUAACAAACGAAAUGACGAACGUGCAAAUGCACCAACAGUUCUCAACAAUGUUCUCAGAGAAGCUUAAAGGUACUAGGACUUUCACUAUCGUCAGAGCGGUGGGAAACAGAAUUGUCGAAAUAAAUAUAUCUCAGGAAAUUACUGGAAAAGUAUUAAAGCAUAUUUGUGGACAAGGCCCUGUAUACCUCCGCUGCGUUAGAGCAACUGAUACAGAAUUUGCUUGGGUUGAUGCAGAUGAUGAGUCUGAUACUGAUGAUGGGGAAACUGUUGGUAUCGAGAGUGAAUGUGAUGAGCUUCCUACUUUUUUAACUACACCUGAAAAUCCAGCAUCUGCACAUAUGCCCAUCACUACCAGAUCAGAAUAUACGGAUAGCACUCCCAAUAUAUUAAGAAAUAAUUGCACCCCCAGUUUAACAGACAGUGUAAUUCAAGGACAAGUUGGUACAGUUGCCUGCCCCAGCUGUAAUAUGAGAUUCCCUGUUAGUCAAAUUGAGCAACAUGCAGAUGCUUGUUGUGAAGGGAGAUCAUCUGAAGCAUCUUUAUAUGGAACAUGGGUUUUAAAUCCUACAAUUGAUACAAUUGAAGUGCCAGAUGAAGACCCUUUUGUGGACGAAAUAGCAAAUCAACAGGAAAGCCCGUAUUGA
Molecule: messenger RNA, 1071 nt
Organism: Paramuricea clavata
Lineage: Eukaryota; Metazoa; Cnidaria; Anthozoa; Malacalcyonacea; Plexauridae
Source: the annotation of a GenBank genome assembly